UUCAAGUCUUAAGCCCACUUCUUCUGUGAAAGAGCGGAAGGAAUAUGUGAUAGGCUUGCCUCUUUUCCGUGAACCCCACGACACUCGGGGUGUCUGUCUCAGUGGUUUCACCCCCUCCAUCCUUCCGCCCUUUAUAUUGGUCCAUUUUCCAGUAGUUGGGAAGAUAGUAUAGAAUCCAUUAGAGCAGGCACUCCUCAUGACGAGCGAAUUCAAGCAGAAGCAGAGGAAGCAGAGUCGCUGUUCGGUCCUUGACCUGUUUGGGCGUAACCCAGCAGUCCAAAAUGGACUCCCCUACAUUUACUUGUUCCUCCUGUUCCGGUCGCUACCGUUCGCCGCUGCAGAUGGCGGUAAUGAAUCCCAACCUGUCAAUGGUUUCUAUGGUUUCGGCAACUCUUUCAACCCUUCCAUGGGUAUCAUACUGGUCGUCCUCAUAAGUGCCUUCUUCUUCAUGGGCUUCUUCUCAAUCUACAUCCGCCAGUGUUCCGAGUCUCGCAACGGUGGAAGCAUUCGCCCUAAUGGCGAAACCGGAGUGUCACGAAGAGUAAAUCGAGGUCUCGAUCCGGCCGUUAUGGAAACUUUCCCAACCUUCGCUUACUCAUACGUGAAGGGUCACAAAUUGGGGAAAGGAGCCCUGGAAUGCGCCGUAUGCUUGAACGAAUUCGAAGAAGACGAUAAGAUUCGAUUGUUGCCCAAGUGUGAUCAUGUGUUCCAUCCUGAAUGCAUUGAUGCUUGGUUAUCUAAUCGCACAACAUGCCCAGUCUGUAGAGCUAACCUCGUUCCUGUAGCCGGCGAAACACCUGCAACUGUUGUACCGUUACAGGACAUGGAAGGCGAUUCGAAUGGGGAAAUCCCGACAUCGGAACCAGGGGUUGAUGUAGAGAACCAGCAAGUUUUCAUUAAUGUGCUAAGCGAAGAACCACAGGUGGUGCCGGUGGUGCCGGCGGAGGUAAUUAAUCAAAUCCCAAAGCAGAACCGUCUACCGAAAUCGGGAUCGACGAAGCCGAGAUACACGGGGAGAUUUCCGAGGUCGCAUUCGACAGGGCACUCACUGGUCCAACCGGGAGAAAACGUCGAGCGGUUCACCCUCCGGUUGCCGGAAGACGUGAGGAAGCAAAUCAUGAACAUGAGACAUCUGAACCGGACCAGGAGUAUGGUGUUGUUCCCAAGGAUAGGGAGUACCAGGAGGGGUUACCGGACGACCGGUGAAGGGAGUAGCAGAGGAGGGAAAUCGAUGAGGGGGGAGAUAGGAGAGAAACCGGAAGGGUGGGUUUUUUCGAUGACACCGCCUUUCUUGAUGAGGGCUUCUUCUCAUCGGUCACCGAAGAUGACAGGAGCAGGGAAUGUUCCGAUGACUCCUCCUCGUCCUAAACCUUCUAUGUCGCCGUUGCGAGUGAGCUUGAAGGCUGACGGAACUGGACCGUCGAUGACUCGCCCUCCGCUUUGAUUGUCGUCUCCGUUCCUCAAUUGAUUCGAUUUUCCCCCUUUGGGGUCGGGGAAUGGCGUACAAAUUUUGGCUUUUUUUAUAUUUUUUUGUGUAAUAAAGAAGAAAAAAAAAAAGGUGGUGUAUGAUAUAGCGUGUGGGGUAACCUGGUACUAUCCAUUCUCUCUGUUAUGGGAACCAAAUUGAAGAGACAAGAGAACAUAAAGAUAGAGGGAGAGGAAGAGGGAGAGGGAGAGGGGGAGGGGGAUGCUCUGCCAAAGCGAAAGUAGGGCUGACUGAGACAGAAGAUGGUGUCGCCUUGUCACCAGCCAGGCAGCCACAGCCGUGCAAGCAUUCAAUGCUUAGUGUUGGCGGGGCUGUUAGGGUACAUGGCGGUGCGGGCGGUGGUUGUGGGGCUUCUGGUUAUGCUUUGGAGUUGGAUACCGUGAUGGAGAAUGGAGAUGCUCCAAGGACGAGAUCAGACUUACAAGAUUUUUUAUUUUUUAUUUUAUGGUUGAAGAUUGAACACAUGGGUUACUUUUUUGUACAGUUUCUUUGAUUUUUGGGGAAUAAAAUUUUGGUUUUAUA
This is a messenger RNA of Macadamia integrifolia, 2008 nucleotides long. Its product is annotated as E3 ubiquitin-protein ligase ATL6-like. The record is from RefSeq and is a predicted model, not a curated record. Bases 197 to 1444 code for a protein of 415 amino acids. The transcript has a single exon. Lineage: Eukaryota; Viridiplantae; Streptophyta; Magnoliopsida; Proteales; Proteaceae.